Molecule: messenger RNA, 1431 nt
Organism: Verticillium dahliae VdLs.17
Lineage: Eukaryota; Fungi; Ascomycota; Sordariomycetes; Glomerellales; Plectosphaerellaceae
Exons: 2
Coding region: 1-1431 (476 amino acids)
Biological process (GO): transmembrane transport
Cellular component (GO): membrane
Molecular function (GO): transmembrane transporter activity
Source: RefSeq, a predicted model, not a curated record
AUGUCUCAGACUGCGACAAUCACGCGCCCUGCCACGGCCUUGUCUGUGGGUGGCAAGUCCAACAGCCCCUCAUCACCCAUGGCUGCUGAAGGCAUCGAGCUCCAGCGCAUGGGCACCGGCCAGUCUGUCGGCAAGGACAUUACACGUCUCGGGUCAGCGCCGCAGGACCCGCGAAGGACUUCUUCAGAAGAGGUCGGAGACGCCGAUGGUGCAGGCCCGCCGCCAGGACAUGUUGCCCAUGGUGAAGUCCAGCGAUGGAACCACCCUCGCGGCAACGUGCCCAAGCUGGCUUUCGCCUUUCUGUCCUUCAUCAUUGCCGGCCUCAACGACGCGGCCGUUGGUCUUGAACAAUACUACGACCUCAACUACACGAUCGUGUCGCUCGUCUUCUUGACCCCUUUUGCCGGCUACUCAGUCGCUGCCUUUACCAAUGCACGCAUCCACAUGAAGUACGGCCAGCGCGGCGUCGCUGUCAUGGCUCCGCUGUGCCACAUCGUCACCUACGCCGUCGUCGCCACACACCCGCCCUUCCCCGUCAUCGUCGUCAUCUACGCCAUCUCCGGCUUCGGCAACGGCCUCACCGAUGCCUGCUACUGCGCCUGGGUCGGCGACAUGGACAAGGCCAACCAGGUCCAGGGCUUCAUGCACGCCUGCUACUCCCUCGGUGCCCUCUUUGCCCCGCUCAUCGCCACCUCCAUGGUCGUCAAGGCCGGCCUGCCGUGGUACACCUUUUACUACAUCAUGAUCGCCAUCUCCGUGCUCGAGUGGGUCGGCCUCACCAUCACCUUCUGGCACAAGACGGGCGCCGUCUACCGCGCCGAGCACCCGCGCCAGGACGGCGCCCAGGGCGCUGGCACCAAGGACGCCCUCAAGAGCAAGGUCACCUGGAUGUGCGCCCUCUUCUUCUUCACCUACAUGGGCGUCGAGGUCGGCCUCGGCGGCUGGGUCGUCACCUUCAUGCUGCGCGUGCGUGAGGCCGGCGCCUACGCAUCCGGUAUCUCCGGCUCCGGCUUCUGGGCCGGCAUGGUCGCUGGCCGCGCCGGUCUGGGUUUCGUGACUGAGCGCUUCGGCGAGCGCCUCUGCAUCAGCAUCUACCUCGUCUGCUGCAUCGCGCUGCAGCUGCUCUUCUGGCUCGUGCCGCGCUUCGAGGUCUCCGCCGUCGCCGUCGCCUUCCUCGGCUUCUUCCUCGGGCCCAUGUUCCCCGGCGCCGUCACCGUCACCGCCAAGCUACUGCCCAAGGACAUCCACGUCAGCGCCAUCGGCUUCGCCAUGGCUAUGGGCGGCACCGGCGGCACCGUCUUCCCCUUUGCCAUUGGUGCCAUUGCAGCGAAGCGCGGUCUGCUCGUGCUGCAGCCCAUCAUUCUCGCGCUCAUUAUCGUCGUCGCCGGCGUAUGGCUUGCCUUUCCUCGGAUCAAGAAACGCCAGACGUGA